Drosophila novamexicana is the source of this 956-nucleotide messenger RNA. RefSeq lists its product as uncharacterized. Lineage: Eukaryota; Metazoa; Arthropoda; Insecta; Diptera; Drosophilidae. Bases 90 to 956 code for a protein of 288 amino acids. The record is from RefSeq and is a predicted model, not a curated record. The transcript has 2 exons.
AGCAGCCAGGAUAGCCAACAAGGAACUUAACCUACACACAGCCCACGCACACACACAGCCCACAGACACACCCACAGCUAAACACAGACAUGAUCAAGUACGUGUGGCACGUGGCGGCGCUGUUAAUCAUCUUCUGCUGGCUGCCGGCGAGCAGGGCGCGCACCGCCAGCUAUCAUCACAUCAAUGGCCUCGGCGUGGAGCAGCAGCAGCAGCAGCCACAGCAGCAGCAGCAGCCGCAGCAGCAGUCGCCGCCGGCGCAGUCAGGCAGCUCGACGGGCCUGUGGAAGGAUCUUUCGCUGGUCUAUCGCAUCUAUCAACAGUGUACGGGCGAGAAUCUGUCCGUGUGCCUUAAGGUCAAGCUGCUGACCGGUCUGGAGAAGGCAUUCCGCACGGCCAAAACGUUGCCGCUCUUCGAGGGCAUUCAGUUUGUGGGCAGCACGGAUGCGGCCCAGAAACGGGCACAGCUGCCGCCCAUCACUGAGCAGGACAUUGAGGCGGUGCUGCCGCGUGGCCUUGAUGCCAAAGAGCAGAUCCUGAACAGCAUGAUCAUGAAGCGCUUGAGCAACUUCCUGCAGGAUCACACGUUACAGAUAAAAUUUCCCGACAUGCACGCUGCGGACAGCAACUCCGUGGAGGGUCGCAAGAAGAAGGAUAAGAAGGGCAACGGCGCCUACAUAAUGAUACCCCUGCUGCUGGGCGGCACCUUUGUGCCCAUCGCAUACGGCGCACUGGCCAUGCUGGCGGGCAAGGCGUUGAUUGUGUCCAAGCUUGCGCUGGUGCUGGCCUCCAUAAUUGGCAUCAAGAAGCUGCUCAGCGGCGGCGGCGGCGGCAAGGAGUCCUCGCACGAGGUGGUCGUCUCCUCCGGCGGCCACUCCGGCUGGGGACGGGACUUUGACAUGGCGUACAGCGGCUGGAAGCCGGCCAAGGAGUCAGCGGGCAGCGCCAAGAGCCUGUAA